Messenger RNA from Suricata suricatta (meerkat), 1878 nucleotides. It is a transcript of the gene BATF, whose product is annotated as basic leucine zipper ATF-like transcription factor. The transcript is spliced from 3 exons. Lineage: Eukaryota; Metazoa; Chordata; Mammalia; Carnivora; Herpestidae. The record is from RefSeq and is a predicted model, not a curated record. Gene Ontology annotation, molecular function: RNA polymerase II cis-regulatory region sequence-specific DNA binding; DNA-binding transcription factor activity, RNA polymerase II-specific. Gene Ontology annotation, cellular component: nucleus. Bases 418 to 738 code for a protein of 106 amino acids. Gene Ontology annotation, biological process: regulation of transcription by RNA polymerase II.
CGAUUGAAGAGAGCCGUUCUGCGUUUCAAACAGUCGGAAGGUAUCUGGGGUUUUGUGUAUUUUUUUUCUUCCUUUCAUAUAAUUCUGUGGGUCUUUUCCCAGAUAUGUAUUUUCUCUCAAAUUAACUUCUAACUUGUUUAAGUUUCCGCCCAUGUGACUUCCAGUGUGAGUUACCAGAAACCACAAGAGAGAGAGCGCGCGCGCAGGAGCCCCAAAGCGAGCGACAUGUCCCUGCGGGGAGCAGUGGCUCUGCACCCCCGAGUGAGGAGGACGCGGGGCUCGGAGGAGGCUGCAGGCCCGGCGGAGGAGGGACCUGUGCAGGGGGGUGGGCUGGUGGCCUGGGAGCCGGCAGGCAGGGAGGCCAGCUGGUGACAAGAGAGCCCACAGGCUGCGCCCAGAGCCCGGAAGACUGCAGCCAUGCCUCACAGCUCCGACAGCAGCGACUCCAGCUUCAGCCGCUCUCCUCCCCCCGGCAAACAGGAUUCGUCUGAUGAUGUGAGAAAAGUUCAGAGAAGGGAGAAAAAUCGCAUUGCUGCCCAGAAGAGCCGCCAGAGGCAGACACAGAAGGCUGACACCUUGCACUUGAAUCACAGAAUUAAAAAGAAAACUCAAAGAUGCUGUAAACCAACCUGCCACGGGACCAGUGGGAGCACUGAGGUCUUUCUCAAGGACACCCAAAACCCCAAACCUCUUGCCUGCUCACCAUUCGCUUUUGAUUUGUACCACUUUGUUGAAUAGGAUUUUAUUAUGCAGGUGUUGCUCUUACCUGUCCUUUUGCAAAGGGUAAGCCAAUAAGUAAACCAUUAACCAGAAGGCCUGAAUGACCUAGCAAUCUUUAGCAACAUAAUCCAAGCAUGCACAGCAAGAGAUGAGAAAGAGAGUCCAGGUUGAGAGGGACUGAGGUUUAAAUGUUUCUUUAUGUUAAAAAGCUCUUAAAGUUGUAAUACAAAAUGAAAAGGACAGUAAUACAUUGUGGAACAUACUUGCAUCAAAUUAAAUAAAUGCAGAUUUCAUAUUUAUACCAUAGAAAGGACAUCCUUUUUUAAGAAAAACAUCAAGACUCCCAUAGGUAAGUGGGCAGAAGCUAUGAACAGAAAACUUGCGUAACAUUUUUCCUACCAAAACGAAAAUAACCCAGUUUUCUAUUCUGAUUGUGAAGAUGAUACACACUAAGGACUACUGUCAUUUUGGGUUGCGUUAAUUCUUUGUUGGGGGAGGGGUGUCCCGUGCACCGUAAAAUGUAAAACCUAACCCCUACAUUCUAGUAGCAGCACCUCACGCCCCAGCUGAGACUAUGAAAAAUAUUUCCAGACCUCAUCCAAUGUCCCCUGGGGGGCAAAAUUGUCCCUGGUUGAGAAUGCUGUUCUAAGGAACAGACAAGUAGAAAAUUCUUCCUCCUUAUUUAUGGAUAACUUGUCGCAUUACAAGGAAAUUAAGAAACCUCCAAAAGGCUAACUGGCAAAAUAAAUUAUUUAAAAUUAUAGUGCCUAAAUGCCAAUGGAGUUACAGUGAAAUUGACACCUGUGUUCACCACUGGUAACAUUGUAUAUUUUACAUCAUCCUUUUACUGUAAUACAAUCGUGAACUGGUCUAAGACUGGUUGUGUCCUUUGCCCUGCUGAUCUCACUCCUACAAAUUUAUCCUAGGACACAACUGAACAAGACCCAGCACGCACAAGAUAUUCACUGCGGUAUUACUUAUAAGAGCAACCUUUUGAUAGCAACCAAAAUGUCCAACAUUAAACAACCAUUUUGGGGUAAAUUGUGGAUCUUCCAUUUGAUGACAUAGCCAAUAAAAAUGAUAGUGAUUAUGUAGAGGUGACAAAGUUAAGACAACGCAAAAUAUGAAUUGUAUUAUGUACAAUUUGAGAUUUUAUGC